UGUCGCACGGGGGUCGGCCGGCGAUGACACUGAUUACCUUUCACCAGCAGCAGCGGGAGUCCGGCGAAUGUCGGAGGAAUGUGUCGGUGGGGGCGGUGCCGGGCUCCUCUUGGCCCGAUGACAGGGGGUGGGUUUCCCCUCCACCAAAACACAGCGAAAUCCUCCUCCGACCACCAGAGAUCAGAGUCCGCCGACCGUCGGUGUGUGUGUAGAGCCCGGACGAUGCCCCCCCUUCUCACCGCUCAUCUGCUCCCCAUCCUCCUCCUCCUGUCCCGGGGACCGACCUCUGCCCACCCUGGGGGGGAAAGGAGGGGACUCCCAUCAUCAUCCAGAGGAAGGACCCUCAUCCUCCUCGAUGUCAACACCAAGAGCCCGACCAGGAUCGUCAGCGACAAAUUCCUCUCCGUCCAGCUGGACCCGGCGAUCAUCCGCGACGGAUGGCUGGACUUCCUCAGUUCCAAAAGGCUUGUGACUCUAGCGCGAGGUCUGGCUCCAGCUUACCUGAGGUUUGGUGGCCCAAGAACAGAUUUCUUACAAUUCCAGAAUGUCAAGAACCCGGCAAAAAACAGAGGACCUGGACCUGAUGACUAUCUAAAAAACUACGAGGAUGACAUUGUCCGCAGCGACAUCUCUCUGGACAAACAGAAAGGAUGUAAAAUAGCUCAGCACCCGGACACCAUGCUGGAGCUGCAGAGAGAGAAGGCGGCGCAGAUGCAACUGGUGCUACUGAAGGAACAUUUCUCCAACACCUACAGCAACCUGACACUAACAGCCAGGUCUCUUGACAAACUCUAUAACUUUGUUGACUGCUCUGGACUUCAUCUGAUUUUUGGACUUAAUGCUCUUCGGCGAAACUCAGAUAAUUCCUGGAACAGCUCCAGCGUGCUCAGUUUACUGAAAUACAGCGCCAGCAAGAAGUACAACAUUUCAUGGGAAUUGGGAAAUGAACCCAACAAUUACAGAACCCUCAUCAACAGGGCAAUCAAUGGCAGUCAGCUGGGGAAGGAUUACAUUCAGCUGAAGAACGUUCUACAGUCCAUCCGGACCUACUCCAAAGCCAAUCUCUAUGGCCCGAAUAUUGGCCGACCGAGGAAGAAUGCAAUGGUGCUCCUUGAUGGUUUCAUGAGAGUUGCUGGUAAAGCGGUGGAUGCAGUUACCUGGCAACAUCACAAUAUCGAGGCGCGUGUGGGAAAAGCUGUAGACUUUGUGAAAACCCGACUUCUGGAUUCUCUGGCAGAACAGAUCCGCAAAAUCCAUACCGUGGUCAAUAUGCACACCCCAGGGAAGAAGGUAUGGCUCGGAGGAAUCAGCGCUCCGUGGUCCAGAGGCACAAACAAUUUAUCAGAUACAUAUGCGGCUGGAUUCCUGUGGCUGAAUACGUUAGGAAUGUCGGCCAAUCAAGGAAUUGAUGUUGUGAUCCGACAUUCGUUCUUUGAUCAUGGAUACAACCAUCUGGUGGAUCAAAACUUUAACCCUCUGCCGGAUUACUGGGUCUCGCUCCUUUAUAAAAGGCUGGUGGGGCCCAAAGUGUUGGCGGUUCACGUGGCCGGUAUUCAGAGGAAGCCCCGUCCAGGGAAAGUCAUCAGGGACAAACUACGCAUCUAUGCUCAUUGUACCAACCAUCACAGCCGUAAUUACGUCCGAGGAUCAAUAACAUUGUAUAUCAUCAAUCUACACCGAUCGAGGAAAAAAAUCAAGCUGGCCGGAACUCUGAGGGAUAAACUCGUCCACCAAUAUCUUCUGCAGCCACACGGAGCCGAGGGAAUCCAGUCUAAGUCAGUGCAUCUGAAUGGACAGUCCCUGGUGAUGGUGGACGAUGGGACCCUCCCGGACUUCAAACCCAGACAGCUGCGGCCCGGGCGUACCAUUGCCAUCCCUCCUCUCAGCAUUGGCUUCUAUGUGGUGAAGAAUGUGAACGCUGUGGCUUGUCGGUAUCGGUAGUUAAUGUUUGUGCCAUGAAAGCUACAACCAAAUACGAGGUCCAACGGCCGAACCUUCCGCCCUACAAUGUUCCCGGCCUGCAAAUAACUCCCAGACAGGUUUACUGACAACUGCCACUUCUACAGUCUGAACCCGUCAUACAUGUGGCUGGGAGAAUACACAGGUCCGUCCCACAUAUACAUCCCCCACAACAUCAGACAGGUCCGUCCCACAUAUACAUCCCCCACAACAUCACAGACAGGUCCGUCCCACAUAUACAUCACCUACAACAUCACAGACAGGUCCGUCCCACAUAUACAUCCCCUACAACAUCAGACAGGUCUGUCCCACAUAUACAUCCCCCACAACAUCAGACAGGUCCGUCCCACAUAUACAUCCCCCACAACAUCAGACAGGUCCGUCCCACAUAUACAUCCCCUAGAACAUCACAGACAGGUCCGUCCCACAUAUACAUCCCCCACAACAUCAGACAGGUCCGUCCCACAUAUACAUCCCCCACAACAUCAGACAGGUCCGUCCCACAUAUACAUCCCCUAGAACAUCACAGACAGGUCCUUCCCACAUAUACAUCCCCCACAACAUCACAGACAAGUCCGUCCCACAUAUACAUCCCCCACAAAAUCAGACAGGUCCGUCCCACAUAUACAUCCCCUAGAACAUCACAGACAGGUCUGUCCCACAUAUACAUCCCUUAGAACAUCACAGACAGGUCCGUCCCACAUAUACAUCCCCCACAACAUCAGACAGGUCCGUCCCACAUAUACAUCCCCCACAACAUCAGACAGGUCCGUCCCACAUAUACAUCCCCCACAACAUCAGACAGGUCCGUCCCACAUAUACAUCCCCCACAACAUCAGACAGGUCCGUCCAACAUAUACAUCCCCCACAACAUCACACAGGUCCGUCCCACAUAUACAUCCCCCACAACAUCACAGACAGGUCUGUCCCACAUAUACAUCCCCCACAACAUCAGACAGGACCGUCCCACAUAUACAUCCCCCACAACAUCAGACAGGUCGGUCCCACAUAUACAUCCCCUAGAACAUCACAGACAGGUCCGUCCCACAUAUACAUCUCCCACAACAUCAGACAGGUCCGUCCCACAUAUACAUCCCCCACAACAUCAGACAGGUCCAUCCCACAUAUACAUCCCCUAGAACAUCACAGACAGGUCCUUCCCACAUAUACAUUCCCCACAACAUCACAGACAAGUCUGUCCCACAUAUACAUCCCCCACAACAUCAGACAGGUCCGUCCCACAUUUACAUCACCCACAACAUCACAGACAGGUCCGUCCCACAUAUACAUCCCCUAGAACACCACAGACAGGUCCGUCCAACAUAUACAUCCCCCACAACAUCACACAGGUCCGUCCCACAUAUACAUCCCCCACAACAUCACAGACAGGUCCGUCCCACAUAUACAUCCCCCACAACAUCAGACAGGUCCGUCCCACAUAUACAUCCCCCACAACAUCAGACAGGUCCGUCCCACAUAUACAUCCCCUAGAACGUCACAGACAGGUCUGUCCCGCAUAUACAUCCCCUAGAACAUCACAGACAGAUCCGUUCCACAUAUACAUCCCCCACAACAUCACAGACAGGUCCGUCCCACAUUUACAUCACCCACAACAUCACAGACAGGUCCGUCCCACAUAUACAUCCCCUAGAACAUCACAGACAGAUCCGUUCCACAUAUACAUCCCCCACAACAUCAGACAGGUCCGUCCCACAUAUACAUCCCCCACAACAUCAGACAGGUCCGUCCCACAUAUACAUCCCCCACAACAUCACAGACCGGUCCGUCCCACAUAUACAUCCCCCACAACAUCACAGACCGGUCCGUCCCACAUAUACAUCCCCCACAACAUCACAUCUGCAAACACCCAGCUCAUCAUUCCUCCGACGGUUCCUUCUAAUAAAUAACAUUUCCUGGGCUGACUCUAGGGGUGGCAUAGGAUAGCGUGCCACGGGGCAGACCAAUGCAGAGUGUGGUAGAUAUAGCAUUGUGUGUUAACUGAUCUCUGGAGUCUCUUUAUGUGCAGGCCAGCCAGUCAAGUUCCUCCACCCCAAACUCGCUGGUCCCCCCCCAAUGUGUAGAAUACCCCCUCCCCGAUUAAUAAGCACAUUGGUUCCCCCAUACCUCCCAACAUAUUGAAAUGGGAAUGAGGGACACCUACUAACAAACAU
Molecule: messenger RNA, 4130 nt
Organism: Rana temporaria (common frog)
Lineage: Eukaryota; Metazoa; Chordata; Amphibia; Anura; Ranidae
Gene: HPSE2
Product: heparanase 2 (inactive)
Exons: 12
Coding region: 79-1941 (620 amino acids)
Cellular component (GO): membrane; extracellular matrix
Molecular function (GO): hydrolase activity, acting on glycosyl bonds
Source: RefSeq, a predicted model, not a curated record